Messenger RNA from Loa loa (African eye worm), 1989 nucleotides. RefSeq lists its product as hypothetical. Gene Ontology annotation, biological process: intra-Golgi vesicle-mediated transport. Bases 1 to 1989 code for a protein of 662 amino acids. The record is from RefSeq and is a predicted model, not a curated record. Gene Ontology annotation, cellular component: COG complex. NCBI's taxonomy places the organism in Eukaryota, Metazoa, Nematoda, Chromadorea, Rhabditida, Onchocercidae. The transcript is spliced from 10 exons.
AUGGAAGAGAAUUUGGAGGAUUGCAUUUGGGGCAAGUCCGAUUGGGAUGCAUACACGAAGGAACUGGUUGGAGCAAUUAGAAUCAAUGAAGCAGAUCUUUUGGGAAGAAUUAAUGUUGUGAAAGAGAAUGUUGGUCGACGGAUUCGGGAAGCUGUUGAGCAACAUCAUCCUCGUUUGGUGGAACAGGCAAGCGCUGUGCAGAAUUUGGAUCGUGUACAAGCAACUAUCAACCGUGAGAUGUCUCAUCUGUAUAAGAAAUGUAAAGAACUGGGUGAAAAGUUUCAGUCUGCGUAUGAGAAAAUAUGUCAUACAACAAGUAGACUUGAACAGCUAUAUGCAUUAAGGCAGAUUUUGGCGUCUGCUGACAGAUGCAAACAACUUAUUGGGAAACUCGGAAAUACGACUGAAUUGGUGAAACGCUCAGAGAUAAUUUGUGAAUUAGAAGCAGUCACAACCGAAAUACCAUUUUUGAAAGACUUGAACAAUAUGCGUGAAAUGGUCUUGGUCUUGAUACCUAAGCUAACUGCCGAAGCCAGAAAAAGCACAACCAGUCAUCUAAGAUCAUCGCUUGAAAGUCUCAGUGCACCACUCGUUUCUUCAUGCGCUCGCGCACUGAACAAUCUGUCAUCAUAUGAAUCUGAGAUCAGUCGACUUUUGGAGGAAAAUGUCAAAAGCUUAGAUAACCAGCUUUUACAGCUUAAUAGUAGCACUAUAAUGGUGACAAAAUUUCUUCCUCAGAUAGCAAAUCAGAUUCAGACUCUAGAUAUUUCUGUUUUGCAGAUGUCACUAGAACAGUAUUCCUUGUUAAGCAUGAGAAUUACUACAGAAUUUUGUGAAAAGCUUGCGAAAGUGAUUUCAAGACGUAUUUCCGAAAACGCUUCAUAUGCUACUCGUUUUGUGCAAAUUCUUUCCAAAGUUAUAUCUAUAUAUCCCGCUAAUGCUGUACAGCCCUUGGAUCAAAGUCUUCGACCUCUACGCAGAGCUAUAUUGUCUCAUUCUCUUAGCAGAAUGUUUAAAGCAGUUGAUAACGCUUUUGGAGAAAAUGAUUUAACGAAUUUGUCUGUGGAAAAAAUUGACUCUGCAAUUAAAGAGGAGUUGGAAGGCGUGGAAUGGGAUGCACAGCUGAGUAGAGAAAUGGAGGUGAAUGUGGCAAAAGUGCUCCAAUUAGUUGCACAAAAGAUUGAACAACACCUUGUCUUAGAUUCACCGACGCUUCAAAUGAGUGAACGUCUUAGCACUGCGCAGGUACAAAAUUAUGCUUUAGUCUCUGUGGCACACAUAUUAAGUUUAUCCUGGCCGGAGCACAAUGAACCUUUAAUACGAAUCUCGCAGCAAAUUCGAGAAGCACUAAUGGAUGUGGCACGUUCAUCUGUUUUCACAAUUUUGUUAUCAAUGCAUUACGAGAAGUUAGGUGACCCAUCUCCAUAUUAUAUUGCCACUCAUGGUCUUUCGUUAUACAGUGUACAGUCUUCUCUCAUGCCUGUUGUACCCCGAUUUGUUGACGCUUUCAAGCUGUCCCCAGAACAGUUAGUGCAAUCGGAAUCAUUGCCCUUUUGGUUUGUUGUACAGUUAUUGAUAAGUAUGAGUGAGGGGACGCUGUUGUCGCCACAUAUAUCGGCUAAUUGGUCACUGGAAGAAUAUUUAAAAUGGUGCUUAGAUCACAGCGCAGCAGAUCAUAAACAAGGUGAUAAAACCAUAGAACAGGAUGAAGAGUGGGAAUCGAAAACCGUGAUAAUGGAGAUUGAUGGCAUAAUGGAUGUGAACACAGCACGACAGGCUUUGAAUAGAAAUGACAGUGCUAUACGUCGAUGCAACAUGGAGAAUCCUAUACUGCAAAUCUCAAAUUCUCUCUUCACAGCUGAAUGGAAUUCCAUUAUAGGCACUGACAUGAUUUUCAAAUUAGAAGAGAAGCAGCUUCGUUUUGUUGAGUGUUCGGAUGUUAGAUUGAAAGCUGAAAAAGCUCUGGUCAUUGAUAAUGAUGACAAGUAA